This is a messenger RNA of Gadus macrocephalus (Pacific cod), 6529 nucleotides long. It is a transcript of the gene fer1l6, whose product is annotated as fer-1 like family member 6. NCBI's taxonomy places the organism in Eukaryota, Metazoa, Chordata, Actinopteri, Gadiformes, Gadidae. Gene Ontology annotation, biological process: plasma membrane organization. The transcript has 46 exons. The coding region runs from base 517 to 6192 and encodes 1891 amino acids. The record is from RefSeq and is a predicted model, not a curated record. Gene Ontology annotation, cellular component: membrane.
UGUUCAGGUUAAUCCUGGAGGAGGAGGGAGAGGGAGGGGGACACUGAUGUGAUGAUUGAUCCUGUCAUCAGAAUCACAUGGUUUCUGUUCUAAGGAGGAGAAAAUGAGAGGGGGACAAGAUAGAGGGGGAGAGAGAGCAGACAGAGUGGUAGAGAAGGGGAGGAGAGAUAGAGAGUCCUGAACUGACUGGAGGAGCCGCUGGGAAAACCUCCACUGUGACCUGCUUGCUUUCUGGCUUCCUUGUGGUUUGGUUCUCAUUGUGUACAACAGAAGGUUCUUUGUUCUGGUUCUUGUAGUUUAGGACAGAAGGUUCUGGUUAUUGGUUAUCAUGGUGUAGGAUAGGAGGCUGUUGGCUCUCCUUCUUGAGGUGUAGAACAGAAGGCUCUGGUUCCAGACUGUAAUUGUGUAGAGCAGAAGGAUCGGGUUCCUGACUGUGAUCGUGUAGAGCAGAAGGUUCUGGAUCCUGACUGUGAUCGUGUAGGACAGGAGUUUCUGGUGUUUCUGUUCUUCAGCUGAAUGGACGCUACGGACAGUCCUGCAACACGCCGAAGGAAGGCAAAGGGGAUGUUUGGUCUGAAGGUGAAGAAGAAGAAGAAGGUGAACACUGGCCUGGUGCUGACCAAUGAGGGGGCCUUAGAUGUAGAAACAGCCUCCAGUUCUUCAGCUCCUUUUGAGGAGGGGAGGACAAAGGAGGAGGUGCCAGGCGUCUCCCCCAAUCCUCCUCCCCCACACCCACCCUCCACCAAGAGGUGUCCUCUGAACACUCAAAUCCAGAAAGAAGACAGCAAGCCGCAGAGCUUCCAGGUGGCUGUUAACAUCACUGAGGCUAGGCAGCUGGUGGGUGAGAAUAUGGACCCCAGCGUGGUCAUCGAGAUCGGAGACGAGAGGAAACAGACGUCCGUUAAAGAGGGAACCAACGCCCCCUUCUUCAACGAGUACUUUGUGUUUGACUUCUUCGCCCAUCAAGAGCUGUUCUUCGACAAGGUCAUCCGGCUAUCAGUGGUCCAUUCCAAGAUGUUAAGGAGUUUUUCUGUUGGGACCUUUAAGCUUGACGUGGGCACAGUUUAUCGGCAGCCAGGUCACCAGUUCACCAAUAAGUGGGCGGUGCUUACUGACCCGAGUAACCUCAGCAUAGGGGUCAAAGGUUACGUGAAGUGUGACAUCAGCGUGUCAGGGAAGGGCGAUACCACGCCCCCUGGACAGAAGGCCAGCGAUGCAGAGGAAGUGAUCGAGAAGAACCUGCUGCUCCCAGAGGGUCUGCCGGGGGAGCGGCCCUUGGCCCGCUUCUACGUCCGGGUCUUCAGGGCAGAAGGCCUUCCCCGCAACAACUCCAGCAUCAUGGCCAACGUGACCAAGGCCUUCAUCGGAGACGCCACGGCGCUCAUCGACCCCUACGUGGUGGUCAGCUUUUUCAGGCAGACCGGCCGCACGUCCACCCAGAAGUCAACGGCGGACCCUGUGUGGAACGAACAGAUCGUCUUCAGGGAGUUGUUCCCUCCGCUCUGUCAGAGGAUGAAGAUCCAGGUCUGGGAUGAGGGCAGUAUGAAUGACGUUGCUAUAGGAACCCACUACAUCGACCUGAGACGCAUAUCCAAUGAACAGGAUGGAGACAAAGGUUUCCUGCCUACCUUCGGUCCGGCUUGGAUCAAUCUGUAUGGAUCUGCCCGUAACUUCUCAUUGGUUGACGACAAUCCCGAGCUUAACGAAGGCAUAGGAGAGGGCGUGUCUUACAGGGGGCGUGUCUACCUGGAGCUGGCAGUAGAGAUCCUGGCGGGGGGGACGGGCUCGGAGCCCAAACUCAGCCGAUUGGUCAAACCAAAAGAGUCCAAGGGGGGGAAGAGCGGGGGCAAGGAGGUCAAGACUACUGCAGGUGGAGCAGGAGGAGCAGGAGGAGGGGGGGCUGAGGAGGACAAGGGGAAGGCAGAGGUCUUACCUGCAGAGCCCCCGCCACAGCUGAACGAGGAGGACAAAGAAAGCUUCCUGCUCUUCGGUUGCGUGUUUGAAGCCACGCUCAUCGACAGGAAGAUUGGAGACAAGCCAAUCAGCUUUGAGCUUUCCGUCGGUAACCACGGCAAUGUGCUGGAGAACCCCUGCUCGUCGGGCGGGGGCUCCGGGGGCAGCAGGAGGUCUCUCCCGGAGAACCCGGACAGGCUGGCCCCCUCUCCCUCCUCCUCCUCCCCCCUCCUGACUGGGGGGACCCCUGACUCCUAUCGCAGGUCUGCGCUGGGUGGAUGCACCCCUGAUUUUCCAAGGAAGUCUCUGCUAGCUGGGGUGACCCCAGAGCCCCCGAGGAGGUGUUCUCCACAGACCCAGACCGACUCCUGCACACCUGCAGAGAAACCCCUCCUUGCCCAGGGAAGCAAGUUCUACCUGCAUCUGCCUCUGAGCCAGAAGCCGUGUGUGCAGGUGGUCAGUCUCUGGGAGGACAGAACCUACCGCCUGUUCACCUCCAACCUGCUGGAGAACAUCGCUCUGCACCUGGAAAAGGGCGUGACCGCAGCAGCAGAGCUGAACAGGAAGUCAGAUCCGGGGGCGGAGCAAAUCCUCAAGGUCGUUCUCCAAGGCUUUUGUUUCGAUGCCAGGAAGUUCAUUGUGACAGUGCAGAGCAAGUUGAAAGUGGAGUUGAAGAGAAAUCACCUGACUCAGCUGGACAGGAAACGACUCACUAUGUGUAAACAGGAACUGGAAGGUAUUAUUGCAGAGGUGGAGGUGAUGACCGAGAGGAAGAGGAACUCAUCAGGGAUAAAAGGGCUGCUGCAGGAGGCCACCAAGCUGUGCAGGCAAAUCCAGUUCCUGGUGGAAGAGCCUCAGCACACACUGCCAGAUGUGUUUGUGUGGUUGCUAAGCAACAACAAGCGAGUGGCCUACAGCCGCCUUAGGGCCAGAGACCUCCUGUUCUCAGGCAACCCUGAAGAGAGAGGGAGGGACUGUGGCAAGAUACACACUCUGUUCCUCAAGUCCCCAGGUAAGCGUUUGGCUCCCUGGUCGGUCCUAGCUAAGCUGGAUGUGUACCUUUGGCUGGGCAGCUGCAGUGAGUCUGGACACCUGCUGGAGGACCUCCCUGCAGGGUUCAACCCCAUCACAGAGGUCUGGGACCCGCUGGGACCCCCCACGCACCUGGUACCUGCAGGCCAGCAUGAGUUCCAGCUGCGAUGCCACAUGUACCAGGCCAGAGGGCUCAUCGCCGCAGACACCUCUGGCCUGUCUGACCCCUUUGCCAGGGUCACCUGUCUGUCCACCUGUCUCACUACUAACAUCAUCAACCAGACCCUGAGUCCUACCUGGAACCAGUGUUUGGUGAUGGAUCGACUGCUUCUGUCUGGAGACCUGAAGCUCAUCCAGCAGGAACCGCCUCGCAUCGUCAUCGAGGUGUACGACGACGACGCCCUGGGUAAGGCAGAAUACCUGGGGUCCACAGUAGCGGUGGCGGAGGUGUCCCUGCGGAGGCAGGGUCCCUACAGCGCUCCCAAGCUGCAGUACAGCAGACUGCAUCACGGCUCCCAGGAUGGAGGAGAGCUGCUCGCUGCCUUCGAACUGCUGGAGAUCCCAGAGUCUGGGGAGGAAGGGCUUCCUCCGCUAGAGGAAGUGGGCGGAAUCUAUCGUGUGCCUGCUAAUGUCUGCCCCGUCCUCAGCCACUAUCGCCUGGAGGUUCUGUUUUGGGGUUUGCGUGAGCUGAGGAAAGUUCAGUUGCUAUCUGUUGAUCGGCCUCAGGUCUUCAUAGAGUGUGCAGGUAAAACACUGCGAUCCUCUGUGAUCCAGAGUUACAAGUCCAGUCCCAACUUCACCACCUUGGUGGACACCAUCAGGCUGGAGCUACCAGAGAACGAGCUCCUCCACCCUCCUCUCUCCAUCAGUGUGGUGGACUGGCGUGCAUUCGGUCGCAGCACUCUGGUGGGAAACCACAUCAUCAACAACCUUACCUUCUAUAAAUACACCCCAGCGCCGCCCUCCCCCGCCUCCCUCCGAGGGCCUCCCGGCCCCGCCUCCCUUAGGGCCCCCCCCGGCCCUGCCUCCCCACAGGCCCCCCCUGGCCCCACACCCUCCCCUGAACCCCUGCCAGAAGUGUUGCAGCAGGGCUCAGAGACCGGCUCUACUGUACCGACCAAUCAGGACAUCCUGAUCACUGUAGAGGAGGAAGCCCCUCCUCCCACCCUGGCCACUGCCAGGACAGAAGCUUCUCUCAAGAAGAAAAAAAGCUUCCGCUCCUCCAAGCGUAAGAAGAGAACCAUCGCUGAUGAGUCGGCUGAGAACGUCAUCGACUGGUGGUCCAAAUACUACGCCUCUGUUGAGCGACUGGAGCAGUCAAGACAGAAAGAAGUUCAUCCCUUCCCCCAGGUGUUUGAUAAAGCUUCUUCUUUCCAGAAUCUUCUGAGUGACAGCGUCGCUGGUUUGGUCAGCAGCCAAUCAGAUACAGAGAAGAAGCAGAAAACAGAAGGAGCGCUGACCCCAACCAAACUAGCUACACUACUGCUGUAUGAUAAGGAGCUGGAGGUGGUGUUCGGUCCGUUCGAUGACUGGGUGACCUCGUUUGACCUCUACCGGGGCAAGGCCAAUGACUCCGAUGGCUCCAAUGACCAGAGAUUUGUGGGGAAGUUCAAGGCCCGGUUCUUUCUGAUCAAGCUGGACCAGGAUGAGGAAGAGGAGGAGGACCUUGGUCAGUUACGGGUCAACCGAGGAAUCCCUCCGAACGGACCCGCCAAGGUCCUGAUCCGGGUCUACGUUGUCUCGGCAUCAAACCUGCACCCUGCGGACGCGGACGGGAAGUCAGACCCAUACAUAGUCCUCCGCCUGGGGAGGAAGGAGAUCAAGGACAGAGAGAACUACAUCCCCAAGCAGCUCAACCCCGUGUUCGGGAGGUCGUUUGAGUUCCAGGCGGUCUUCCCCCAGGAUUCAGUCCUAUCAGUGCUGAUCUACGACUAUGACAUGGUGGGAGGAGACGAUCUGAUUGGAGAGACCAGGAUCGACCUGGAGAACCGAUUCUAUAGCCGUCACCGAGCGACCUGUGGCCUGCCCAGCGAAUACAGCCUGGCGGGCUACAACGCCUGGAGAGACAGUCUGAAGCCCUCUGAGUUGCUGGCUAAGCUGUGCAGAGACAGCCAUCUGGAGGAGCCUCUGUUCAGACCCGGCAGGAUCACAGUCCAGGACAAGGUCUUCACCGGCAAGACCGUCUUCAUGGACGAAGACGUCCCAGUGGAGUCCUACGAGCACCUGUCUCUGAAGAUCCUGCACCGCUGGGGGGAGAUGCCCUCAGGCUGCAGGCUGGUCCCGGAGCAUAUCGAGACCCGGACCCUGUUCAACAAGGCCAGACCCGGCCUAGACCAGGGUCAAGUCCAGAUGUGGGUAGAUAUGUAUCCUGCGGAUCUUCCUCAUCCUGGACCCUCAGUGGACAUCUCUCCACGCAAGCCCAAAGGGUAUGAGCUGCGUAUCAUCAUCUGGAACACUGAGGAUGUGGUUCUGGAGGACACUAACUUCUUGACGGGACAGCAGUCCAGCGACAUCUACAUCAAAGGAUGGCUGAAGGGUCUGGAGGAGGACAGACAGGAGACAGACGUUCACUACAACUCUCUGACUGGAGAAGGAAACUUCAACUGGCGCUUCGUGUUCCCCUUCCAUUACCUCCCCGCUGAGAAGGUGCUGGUGAUCUCCAAGCGGAGCAGUAUCUUCUCUCUGGACUGUUCUGAACAGAAGCUGCCGGCCGUUCUGGUUCUCCAGGUCUGGGACUUCGAGAGGCUGUCCUCAGAUGACUUCCUAGGCUCGGUGGAGCUGGACCUCCACUCCUUCCCCAGGGGGGGUAAGUCGUCUAAGAGCUGCAGGCAAGAGGCGCUGCAGGAGGCAGGGGACCGCAUCUCCAUCUUCCAGCAGAAGAGAUCCAGGGGCUGGUGGCCCUUAGAGAAGGCUGGGGACCUCACCGGUAAGGUGGAGGCGGAGUUUCACCUGGUGACAUCAGAGGAGGCAGAGAAUCACCCGAUUGGUCGAGCCCGCAAGGAACCAGAACCUCUGGAUAAACCAAACCGUCCAGACACAUCUUUCUCGUGGUUUGUGAAUCCCUUCAAGUGCUUCUUCCACCUCAUCUGGCGGAACUACAAGAAGUACAUCAUCGCCGCCCUCAUCCUCCUCAUCACUGCCCUCUUCCUUGCCCUGAUCCUCUACACGCUGCCAGGUGCCAUCUCCCAGAAGAUUGUCAAUGGAUAACACACAAUUUAUAGUAUCCACAUUAUCAGUUAGUUGUCUUCUAUAACUGUAUGUUUAGUUGAAUAUGUACUCUAGCCAUUACCACUGCUGCAACAAAGAGAACAUGCUUAUACUGUUAGUUGACAGCCUAAUUAAAGGAUAACCUGAUGCUACAUGAUACUACUGUUGGUUUAUAGCCUGAAUUAAGCUAACAUGCUAAUACUGCAAGUGUAUAGCUUGGUAAAAGCUAACAUGCUAAAACUGGUGGUAUAUCUAGUAGGAGAGUAUUUAAAGAGCAAGUAAACCGAAUGUUUCAGUUGGAAUUAAAACACACAGCAACUUUGUGAUAUUUCUUAGA